UAAUGAGAUUGUGAUUAUAACGUUUUGUAUUUGAUAGGAUGUCCUGAUAGUGGUUGCUCACUUGCUAUGUCCCCCCGAGUUUAUAUCCUUCUCUUCUUCUUACAACCUUUAUUAUCAGAAUCUUCAGACAAUCGUGUUUUCUACACUCGCCCCAAGAUAAUCAGCAACCCUGACAAUGGGGAAGAACUAACGAUAGGAUUGAAACAUAAUUCUACCGAAAUAGUUCUUUUAUUACAUAAAAACAGGGAGUUAUCACGAACCUACAAAAUAUUAGCACAAGACGACGACGGCAAUCUUGUACCAUACAGGAAAGCUCCGCCCUGUCAAUACAGUGGACAUGUAGUUGGAUACAAGUCUUCGAUAGCCAUCAUCAGCAUCUGUGAUGGCAUUAGUGGCAAAGUUCAGUACGGUAGAUAUGUAUUCAAUAUAAAACCAGUGGAGGAAGACACCGGUGAUGAAUAUCAUAGAAAUGAUUAUACUGGUUACGGUGAAGAUCCAGCAAUUCAUCAUAAGGAGCUGGAAGCUAGGAUGAAGAAGUUACAUAGACUUUUUGACCCGCCAGUUUAUGAUAAGGAAAUGAACUUUGGUCAUGUGCACACAGAAAGACAUGACGAUAAGAAGCAUAACUAUGUUAUAAAAUCUCGACAAAAGCGACUAACUUCCUACAAAAUGAAUCAGACACAAAUUAUGAAGGCUAAUGUUAAGAAACUCGAGCGUCGUUACCUCGAAGUUUCUAUCAUCAUUGAUAAAGUUCAACAUGAAAAAUUAGGUAGAAGCAGAGCCAAGACGACCGACUUUGUGGAGGGUGUUAUGAACCACAUAGGAAAUAAAUACAAGCCCUACAACAUUAUAGUAGCUAUAGUACAGCUAGUGAUAUGGACGUCUCGUACUCCUUUUAGCAUGCCUGACGGAUAUACAACGGUCCUGGCCAACACAGCUCAGUACAGAAGAGAUACCUUGAUGAACCAGAAAGAGAGCGAUAUUACAAUCAUGAUCACGGGUGUCCCGUUUAAUGAAGUCUCUACAAUUGGGGGCGCAUACACCAACCAAAUGUGUGACCCUCUCCGGAGCACCAACAUUAACCACGACACCGGCGAAGGGAACAACGUCCCCUAUCUGGCUACUCUGAUAGCUCACGAAGUGGGUCACGUGUUAGGCAUGUACCACGACGUAGACGAUGUUAACAUGAACGAUGAUAAAACUUGUGACUGCCCCUGUAGAAAAGAAGAUUUCAAUUACAAGUCGGGCACGUACGAGAUCCCCGAGUUCUGCGGUACAGACGACAGAUGCAUCAUGUAUCCCACGAUAAACCGUGACUAUACUUACUUCUCUCUAUGUUCCCGCCGUCUUCUUGAGGAACAAUUAAUGUUUGUCCACCGGUGCCUUUCUAAUUCUCCUACCGAGGUUGAAGGGGAUGGGCCAGUGUGUGGGAAUGCUAUCAUAGAGAAAGGUGAGACAUGUGACUGUGGGAGUGAAGAGGAUUGUCCUAUACUGGAUCCCUGCUGUGAAGUGGGGACUUGUCAACUUAAGAACACCAGCAGCUGUUUUACUGGACCUUGUUGCAGUGAUACAUGUCAGUUUAAACAGAAAGGGUCUCUGUGUAGACUUAAAGGUGAGGGUAAGGAAUGUGAUUUCGAAGAGACUUGCAUGGGAGAUACUUCUGUGUGCCCGAGAGAUACCUACAAACAGAAUGGAAGACCGUGUAAGGACGGGAACAGUAGGAAAGGGUUCUGUUACGGCAGUGACUGUCUUACUCUUCUUAGUCAGUGCAGGAUGGUGUUUGGUGAACACGCCUCAGAAGCAAGUGACGAAUGUUGGAACGGUAAUUUGAAGGGGUACUGGCAGGGUAAUUGCGGGUAUGAUUUUGACGGCAUUGAUGAGAGCGGCAGAGUCAGCAACUACUAUAAGUGUGAAGACGAGAACAAAAAGUGCGGUUUGCUGAACUGCAAGAUUCACAAGGACAAUGAGCAAUCUGUCAGAGAUUUCGUUAAGACGGUGCUUCCUAAUGCUAAGACCACUAUCGGAAUAGAAAACCCUCGGGGCAGUACUGACGCCAACUAUGCCUACCGCUGCGCGACAGUACGAUUUGCCCCAAAUAUGAACAGUAACAUGGAGGACGAGGAAUCAGACGGAUUUGUUGACUUGGGUCAGGUUUCUGAUUACACUUCUUGUGGUCGGGGUCUCUUCUGUAAAAGUGCUGUGUGUACGUACGAAGCUCCCACCACCUGCCCCGCCCUAAACGGUUCAGAGUGCGCAGGACACGGCGAAUGUAACAACCUCAACCAAUGUCACUGUGACCAAGACUGGGGUAGUGAUCUCUGUGUGGACUUCCAGAGCCGAGGAGAGAUAGCCAAAGAUUGCCAGGAACUGGUGUCAGAAUACAAGACGAUAAUAAUAAUCCUGUGUAUAGCUGUGGUACUGGUUCCGCUGAUAGUGGGCGUUCUUGUCUUUGUCUUCAAACACAAGUUCGAUAUGAACAAAAUGAAAGAAGAACAGUCCAAAAUUUACAAAGGGCUAAGACGGUUCAGCUCCCGAGCCUUCAGUCGACAAGGUUCCACUUCGGACAACUCCACUCUCGGUGUUAACGUCAAGAUGCCCUCCGUGACCAAGUACAAGAGCAGAGCGAUAGCACCGCUGGACAAGGCCCCACGUGGCACUGUUAUCGCUAACCCCAACUCACGUGACAAACACGUGAAACCAGCACGUCCCAGCAAUGCGCCCACGUGCAAUGGCAAGACUGAUCACAGCGCAGGCCCUCGGGCCAAGAUCAGUUCUUUCCUUUCUGGGCUAAGCUACAUCGAAUAUCUGCCCGUUGACGGUGGAGUAAAUACCUUAGUUUGGGUCCCUAAGUUAGAGGUUCCAACAGUCACAGCCAAGCCGGCUAAAGCCCCUAAACCGAACACUAAACCAGACAACAAACUUAACAACAAACCCAAGAAAACAGAAUUAAGAGUGCCGCCACCACCACCACCUGCUGCCGCCAAGUCUGCUAAACGUUUUGGAACGACUCCUAAACCAACUAUCAGCUUAUCUCCUCUCAGCUCAAAUAAUUCCACCCCUAACUCUAGCCAGACGAGGUUGAAUGGAAGUAGUAACUGGGGUCCACCCCCGGUACCCCCUCCCCCAGCUCCUGAGGCUAAAGCUGUUCUGAGGAACGCAAGAGAGGGACUCCGGCCGGCUCGAUUGGACGACAGAACGCAAAGUGAGACGUUUAAGAACGGUGUGAAUAUUCCUCAGAACACCCUGUCUGAGAAGCCAGUCAGCGACACCAACCUCACCAAGAAACCACUCCAGCCACCCAAACUGUUAGCUGGCCGGUCACGGGAGAGCAAGAAACUCCAGAUUUCCGGGCCGACCGGGCAGAACUUGCAUGGAUUGGACGGCAGACCCAAGUCGCUUGUUGCAACCACUGACAUUAAACAGUCCAGUGACAGCAUCAACACAGUCAGCUCUACUCGGGCCCUGUUCGACCCUAAAAUCAAGAAGAAGGCACCUUCAAGGUGGAACUAAUAUUUCCGGAACGGAAGUUAAACUUCCUGCUGGUGCUCACCACUGUAAUAUAGUCAGAGUCCGAUGAUUGUGAUCACGUGACCAGUAACAGAAUAAAAGACUGAGAUAUGAACUCUGAGCUUGAAUACGAGGCGAUUAUUACUCAUAUUUGUCGAUGUUCUUUGUAAAUGUUGUAUCUUAUUACUAGGAUUAAAAGGUUAAAGUCCAGAAGGUCCAAACUUUAAAAGCGAUGUUGGGAUUGUUUCGUUAUCGAAACAAUUUGUAGUUUGCUGUUGUUAUGGGUUGCACAAUGCAUAUUAAAGAUCUCAAUUAUCUAAUUUUCUUACCUGAAGAAUCAGAGGUCUAUGUUAGAUUCAAUUAGAUAGCAUAAUCUUUGUGUAUUUUUGUAUUUAUAUAAUUGAUGUUGAUUGAGGGUUCAGGGUUUCCAGAAUUCUAACUCUUUUAUUAUUCUUUUAUACGUCUUUUAACCAAAAUAUUAAAUAAACACUAAAAACAAGGUUUAUUUUUAUUCAAGAUAAUAUAUUUUAAUUUUCUACGCUAUGCUCAUAUUUAUUUCGAUAGUGAUGGAAUUUCAAUUGUGAACUUCAUAAAGUUUGGUGUUUGCCGAUGAAUAAUAGUUGUAAUGACUGAUUUAGUUAAAAUGAAUUACUGGUUUACUAGGUGAAAUAAAUUACCGAUUUGAUGGUGAUUUAUCUGAAGAUACUGAUUUUCUCCACUCUUUUGUUAGGAAAUGGUGUAUUCACACCAUGGUGGAGGUUUGUAUUUCAGGCAUUUUGUACACUAAGAAUUAUUUUGUUCUUGUGUACUGGCAGGUUUGGGAAGGGAAAUGUUGAUGAAGGGGCCUGUCGAUGCCUUCUUGCGUAUCCCUUGUAGUAUUUUCCUUACCCCUAUUGAUACUUUUUGGCUGAUUGAACAUUUUUAACGAGUUUGUUUUUAAUUCUGAAUUCUGAUAAUAA
Messenger RNA from Bolinopsis microptera, 4466 nucleotides. Its product is annotated as zinc metalloproteinase-disintegrin-like jararhagin. Gene Ontology annotation, molecular function: metalloendopeptidase activity. Gene Ontology annotation, biological process: membrane protein ectodomain proteolysis. The record is from RefSeq and is a predicted model, not a curated record. The transcript has 27 exons. Lineage: Eukaryota; Metazoa; Ctenophora; Tentaculata; Lobata; Bolinopsidae. The coding region runs from base 67 to 3510 and encodes 1147 amino acids.